Lemur catta (Ring-tailed lemur) is the source of this 4250-nucleotide messenger RNA. RefSeq names its product chromobox 2 (gene CBX2). The transcript has 5 exons. Gene Ontology annotation, biological process: negative regulation of transcription by RNA polymerase II. NCBI's taxonomy places the organism in Eukaryota, Metazoa, Chordata, Mammalia, Primates, Lemuridae. The record is from RefSeq and is a predicted model, not a curated record. The coding region runs from base 79 to 1677 and encodes 532 amino acids. Gene Ontology annotation, cellular component: PRC1 complex; heterochromatin.
CGGGGGCGGUGCUUUGUGUGCGGCCGCGGGGCGCGCGGUGGGGCGCGCGGCGGUGCGGGCGGGCGGGCAUCGGGCAGCAUGGAGGAGCUGAGCAGCGUGGGCGAGCAGGUCUUCGCCGCCGAGUGCAUCCUGAGCAAGCGGCUGCGCAAGGGCAAGCUGGAGUACCUGGUCAAAUGGCGCGGCUGGUCCUCCAAACACAACAGCUGGGAGCCAGAGGAGAACAUCCUGGACCCAAGGCUGCUCCUGGCCUUCCAGAAGAAGGAACACGAGAAGGAGGUGCAGAACCGGAAGAGGGGCAAGAGGCCGAGAGGCCGGCCACGGAAGCUCACCGCGAUGUCCUCCUGUGGCCGGAGCUCCAAGCUCAAGGAACCCGACGCUCCCUCCAAAUCCAAGUCCAGCAGUUCCUCCUCUUCCUCCACAUCUUCCUCCUCUUCCUCAGAGGAAGAGGAUGACAGCGACUUGGACACCAAGAGGGGCCCUCGAGGCCGUGAGACCCACCCAGUGCCUCAGAAGAAGGCCCAGAUCCUAGUGGCCAAGCCUGAGCUGAAGGAUCCCAUCCGGAAGAAGCGGGGACGCAAGCCUCUUCCCCCGGAGCAGAAGGCGGCCCGGAGACCUGUGAGCCUGGCCAAGGUGCUGAAAACCGCCCGGAAGGAUCUGGGGGCCCCGGCCAGCAAGCUGCCCUCCCCACUCAGCGCCCCAGUGGCAGGCCUGGCAGCCCUGAAGGCCCACGCCAAAGAGGCCUGUGGUGGCCCCAGCGCCGUGGCCACCCCGGAGAACCUGGCCAGCCUGAUGAAGGGCGUGGCCGGCAGCCCCAGCCGGGGCGGCAUCAGCUGGCAGAGCUCCAUCGUGCACUACAUGAACAGGAUGAGCCAGGGCCAGGCCCAGGCCGCCAGCAGGUUGGCGCUCAAGGCCCAGGCCACCACCAAGUGUGGCCUCGGGCUGGACCUGAAGGUGAGGACGCAGAAAGGGGACCUGGGGAUGAGCCCCCCAGGAGGCAAAGUCUCAAAGUCUCCCAGCGUUGGGGCUGCAGAGCAGAAAGGAGGGAGCGCAGGGGGGCCCCCGCACGCCCAUGGCAGCACCAGGGUCCCUGCCGGGUGCCCAGGCCCCCUGCUGGCACCGACCCAGGAGCUGAGCCUCCAGGUCUUGGACUUACAGAGCGUCAAGAACAGCAUGCCUGGGGUGGGCCUGCUCGCCCGCCACGCCUCAGCCACCAAAGGUGUCCCAGCCACCAGCUCAGCCUCUGGGAAGGGCACCGGGAGUGGCCUCACUGCGGGCAACGGGGCCAGCAUGCCCACUGACACCAGCAAAAGUGAGAAGCUGGCCUCCAGGGCUGCAGCUCUGCCCACCCCUGUGGGCAAGAGGGACUGCGUCAAGGGCAGUGCUGCUCCCCGAGGGCAAGAGGGCCGCGUGGCCCCAGGGGAUGCGCGCAAGGCGGCCACACUGCCAGAGAUGAGCGCCGGCGAAGAGAGCAGCAGCUCCGACUCAGACCCCGGCUCGGCCUCGCCACCCAGUGCCGGGCAGAACCCAUCGGUGUCCGUCCAGACCAGCCAGGACUGGAAGCCCACCCGCAGCCUCAUCGAGCACGUCUUUGUCACUGACGUCACUGCCAACCUCAUCACCGUCACGGUGAAGGAGUCCCCCACCAGCGUGGGCUUCUUCAACCUGAGACAUUACUGAAGCCCCUACGGCCACCAGCUGCCCCAGUCUCUCUGGCCCUCCCAUCUCUGAAGUGACCUGCAGCCCAAAUCCUCCGGAGGGGCUGGGUCAGGGAUGGGGGGCGGCUGGGCUCCUUUCUGGGCAGGCUUGGAAGGGACUUCUCCCCAGCCCCUGCCCUGUCCUGGGGCUCGGGCAGGGGGCCGCAUCUUUGCCUUGCUGGGGCCAGGCUGCACCCAUGUUCCUACCUCUGGGCCACCUCCUCGCUCUGCCAUUUCACCUCAGGAACUUGGUGGCACCUGUGGCUCGAGCCGGCUUGAGAAGAGUGGUGUCCUGUGCGGCUCGAGCCGCCCUCCAUGGCCUGCGUGCCUGACGGCAGCUUUGCCCGGUCUCCCAGCGCAGAGGUGUCGGUUGGAGCCUUCUCCCGGUCCAGCUUGACUUCUCCCCUGGGGUACGGAGAGAAAGUGCAUUGGGGGGAGGCAAAGCCCCCUGGGACUGCUCCAGGGAGGGCCCACUAGUGUCCCUGCCGCCUAGAGCAGACAGGGUGGGGUGGUACCCUGCCGCCUAGAAGACAGGGUGGGGUGGUACCUGCCUUUGCCAGCAGUGCCCGCGCCGGCAAGGGUGAGGGGUCCUGCCCCACGGCUGGGGGCCAGCCGGGGCCUUCAUGUAAAAGGUGUUGCUGGUAGCUGUAGCGGAGCGGGAUGAGGUCAGCAACGCUGAAAAGGCUAGUGUCCCACCAUCCAAUCCCAGUUCAGAAUAGCCUCUGCAGUCCCUAAAGUUGCCCUGAGAGCCCAGCGUGGUAGGGAGGGGGGUGGUCCCACAUGAAGAGCGUAGUCUGUAUUUGGGUCUGGUAGCAGGAUGCUGUCACUGCUCUCCUUCCUGCUGGCCUGUGACCUUGGUUCCUUUCCAAACCCAGUCCCACACCCCUAGCCAGGGCCCACCGGAUUAUGUCCCAGUUCCAGGGUCGGAAGGUGCUGGGACUCAGGGUGGGGACACUGCAGGCCCAGAGCUGAGUCUGGAGAGCAGCUGAAAGACAUGCUCAGACCAGCGGAGGUGUCUGAGCGGAGACCUUGGUGGGAGAGCCCCUUUCUCCGCUCUCUGGGAUUUAUCUUCUGGUUGUAAAGGACCAGCUUAGCCCUGAUCAUGGCCGCAGACUGCUCGGGGAGCCGCUGAGGAUGGAAGUGCGGGCACUUGCUGGCUUCUGGCUGUUGGCGGGUAUUGCCGUAGUUGCCGUCCACAACUACCUCCCCUCGCUGGGCCCACGCCGGGCCCUGCCCAGGUGGACUGGCCACUUUCCCUGACAAUCCCCCCCCCCCAUCUUCUGCGGUGCUGUACUCUGCUCCUUCCCAGCUGAGAAGCAGUAUCUGUCAUUUGGGAGGCAGGACCAAGGCAGCAGCCUGCCUGGCAGAGGGCACCGAAAGACCAACCCUGCCAGCCUGCACCUUGAGGCCCUGUCCGCUCCCCUCCCCUCCCCCCAGAUGGCUAAGCCUUGGAGCUACCUUGUAUGAUUUCUGACAUUGGGACUUCUGUUCCAAGAUACCAGCGUGGGGCAGGGAACAGGUCAACAGUGCCCUGCGGGUGGCAAUGGCAGGCAGUCUGGUCACUGGGUCUCUGAUGCCAAAAAGAAGUCAAGGAAGGUGGGCCUGCUUCUGUUCCCAUCCUUGGUUGAGGUCAGCCUGCAAGUGUGGGGCCUCGCUCCAGACGCCCCGACUGCGGGCAAGAGCUGCCCUUCCACAGACCAGCCGGGGUUAGAGUGGGCUCUGGCUUCCAGGGGAAAGGCCUGCCGGGCUGCAGGCCCCCCAUGCCUCACUCCAUGCCAAAUAGGAAGAGGUGGCCUUUGUGUAGCCAAAUUGAUCACAACAGUGUGCCUUUGGGGAGGGACCUGUGUCCUUAACUGUAUUGGGGGCUGUCCGGAUGCAGCCUUGGGGCCAGCAUGUCAUGGCCACACUGGCUGCAGUGAGGUGGCACACACUUCUGCAGACUGGAGGGCUGGGGGUCGCAGGCAACAAGGCUGGCACUGGGAGUGGGCAGUAUGGGAAGAACUGACCCCUGCACAGCCUGGGAGGAGGAGUGGAUCCCAGCACGGCAGGGCACCAUCCAGAUCCCAGAUCCCCAGAUGGCCGGGCCUCUUCGCUGACCGUCCUGCAGGAAAGCUGACAGCCUCCCCAGUUUUGCAGCUCCUAGGGCACUGUGCUGCCUUAGAGGCUCCAAAGCCAGGCUAACAGCUCUCUCCCAGCAAGUCCUUGGAGGUGACCGUGUGGUUCCAAGAGCUGUUGAAGGAAUGAAGGUGCCUGUCCCUGGGUGCCUGGGCCAACUGCACUGGGCCUCAGCAGCCAGGUCUCUCCAAACCCUGAUUUGGUGCCUUUCUGUUUACCAGCUACUUCAAUCCCAAAGUUUGAAUCUGCAAACACCUUACUCCCAGCCACCCUGCCUUCUUGCUGUGUUGUAUGUUUUUUUCCUGGUGCUUGGGAGCCCCGGUGGUUCAUGUUACAGAGUGUGUGUACAGGCACGAGCGCCGCUGCUGCAGUUGCACCGGAUGCUCGCAGUCAGUCGUCAUAUGUUUACCAAUAAAUAAAAGUAGUACUUUGUAUAUUUUA